CUUUUUUGGCGGGAAAGAGAAAGGGCGCCUAUUUUAAAUUUUAUUUUCAAAAAUUUAAAUUUUAUUAUAAAUAUUGUAAAUUAAGUGUGAAUAUUGUGAAUAAAUGUAUAUAAAAUGGAUGGAAAUGAAGGGGACCCGAGUAGUGCCAGUGUAAAUAAAAAAAAGAGACCUGCGGAGAGUAGCGGCGGCGGUGAGGAUGUAGACAAUAAUUCGUACAGUCCAUUUUUAAAACAAAACUAUGUAAGACUAUAUCCAGACAAUUCUACAAACGUUGAGUUCAAAGUGUUUGUUGAAAGUGCGGAUAAAAAGGACAAAUUGGGAAACAAAAGUCCAAUAUAUUUGAACCAUAUAUUCACGACGGACAUUAAGGGGGUAAUUGGCAUUCACCGAGUUAACGCUAACAAAAUUGCGGCUGUUUUCAAACAAUCCAACAAUGCGAAUAACUUUAUUACCAACGCUACAUUCCUGGCUAAACACCAAUUAAGGGCUUAUAUUCCAGCGGCUCAGAUUGAGAAAACUGGAAUAAUUCGAUUUGUACCAACGAACAUAUCCAACAAAGAGCUGUACAACAAGCUCUCAAGCACAAGUGAGAUCAUAGCAAUAAGACGAUUCACGAAAAAAGUAGGGCAAGAAAGGGUCCCACUGCAAACAGUUAGUUUGACCUUUCUGUCAAACUCGCUACCAGACCAUGUCCAAUAUGACCUAUUUUCCUAUAGAGUAUUUGACUACAUACCACCACUACAGCAAUGUUUUAGGUGCUUUAAGUUCAAUCAUUCGGCAAAGGUGUGCAAUGGCAAGCAGCGCUGCAGCUGCUGUGCUGGUGAGCACCAUUACAAAGAAUGCAGCACACCGGAUGAGGUUCGCUGCUGUAAUUGCAGCGGGCCUCAUUUGGCUAUUUCAAAGUCAUGCCCAAUUAAAUUAAAAAAGAUUAUGGAAAAAAAGAGCAAAAUCACAUAUGCUAGCGCUGCUGCCAGUAAACAACUAGAACUUGAAGUAAACUUCCCACCUCUACCAGCUGUAAAUAAAACUCAAAAUGUAAAUAGUAAUAAGUUUAAUAAUAAGAAUGUAAACAAGUCUGUACAAAGUGUAUCUAACAAUGUAAAUAAAAAUAAACAAAAAGGUAACGAACCUGUCUCACAAGACUUUUCGCCUAAGGCUGUUGACUUAAAGACGCAGCUAAUCAACAAUGAUGACCUAGUUAACGUCAUAGUGAGCACCCUAAUACAACUGGGUAAUAAGAGUGACGAUAAUCCUAUUACUACGUCAUUUAUCAAAGAAUUAUUAUUUAAAAACCUAACCUAAUAUGGAUAAUAACUUGAACAUAACACAACUCAAAAUAGCUCAAUUUAAUAUUCAAAGUUUAAAUAACAAAAAGCCGUUACUUAUAAAAUUUCUACAGGAAAAAAAUCUUGAUAUUUGCCUAUUAAAUGAAACAUGGUUUAAGGAGAACCAACAUAUUUCUAUACCCGGUUACAAUCUUCACUUUAAAAAUGCAAAAAAUGAGCAUGGUGGUGUUGCCAUCUUAAUUCGUCCUUAUUUCAAAUACAAAUUAAUUAACACUGUCUUUUAUGAAGAUAUUCAAACAAUAGCUAUAUCAAUUUCUACAGGAUGUGGAGAACUAACUCUAUUAUGUGUAUAUUGUCCACCUACAAGUAGUCAUAUUAGAAUUAAUAAAUUACGUAAUUUAAUUAGAUAUCUGCCUAAACCUAUUUUAGUAUCAGGUGAUUUUAAUGCUCACCAUAUUGCUUUUGGGUGCUUAUCCACUAAAGGACGAGGACAACAAUUAUACAAUGUUAUAGAUGAAUUGGAUUUAUGUAUCCUUAACGAUGGUAAUUUUACUACUAUUAAUUAUCCUAAUCGAAACCCGUCGGCUAUAGAUGUCGCUUUUACCAGCUCAGCCAUUGCACCCUUGUGUGAUUGGACUGUUCACGAUGACAAUAUGGGUAGCUACCACUUUCCUGUGAUCAUUACUAUUGCACUUUCAAUUGAUAGAUAUCAAAUAAAUCCUCCAAUAGAUAAAUUUAUGUACAGUAAAGCAAACUGGCAAAAAUACCACGAACUUUCUAAGUCCUUUUUUACAAAUUUUACCAUUAAUAGUGAUAAUCCUUUAGAAACUUAUGAAUAUUUUUGUAACAAGUUAAACUCUCUUAAA
Plutella xylostella (diamondback moth) is the source of this 2152-nucleotide messenger RNA. RefSeq lists its product as uncharacterized. The record is from RefSeq and is a predicted model, not a curated record. NCBI's taxonomy places the organism in Eukaryota, Metazoa, Arthropoda, Insecta, Lepidoptera, Plutellidae.